AUGGUGCAGCCAUGGAGCCCUGAACCCGGAAUGUCGGCAAGCAGAGAAACGCUUGCCCUGGAGAGUUUGUUCCCCCACUCGGUGAGUUUUGAUCACUUUGAGCCUGAAAUGUACGAGAAUUUUGGGGAAGACACGGAUACCUUGGUGAGUUCCGAUGGGGCUCUGGCCAGAUUUGGAGAGCACAUUCCCUUGGUCUCCAGUGGCAUACAGCUUUUACAUGAGUUGGCAGGCAACCAAGAAGCCUUGGAAAGGGCGAGAAAGUCUGAUCCCUUGGGACGAGAUGGCAUCCUAGUGCAUUCUUUGGAGUAUGUGCCAGUGAUCAAUUCCAUCAUGCAAACAGUGCACCAAGCUGGAGAGGAUGAUGAAUCUUUGCAGCGUGCACGAGAACGAGAUCCCAUUGGAAGGCAUGGUUAUGUGACAAAAGCAUUGGAGCACAUCCCAUUGGUCAGUGAUGGAAUCGUGGCCAUUCACCGCCAUUCGGGUGAUGAUGUGGCAGCAGAACGUGCCCGAGGCUACAGUUUGCAAAAACUCUUUGGCCCAGACGGAGCUGUUACACGCGUCGCGGAGCUGGUUCCUGGCUUGAAUUUCUUACCUGCUGGUUUUCAUUGGAUGAAUGGUGACAGAGAACGCGCUUCUCGCGCGAUUGACCUGCCCCGGAGCUGGGGUUCUGCCUCUGACCCCGACAGUGCCCUGUGGCAAAUGGCGGAGUUGGUGCCCGGAGCGGAUGCUGUUGCCUUUGCAGUGCAUCUUCAGGGAGGAUACUAUGCCCAGGCGCUCCGUAGUGUGACCAAGACCAGCUGGGUCAACGUCCGAACUGAGGAGCUCAUCUUAUGCAUUCGCUGCGGUUCGCUCUCGCAGCUCUGGUGUAGCAAGGUGGACAUCCUUCAUGUGGAUGUGAUUCCCAGGCAGUUUUCCCUGGUGGUUGGUCUCUCUGAUCUAGCGACGAACUUUCUGGAGAUUGAUCGCGAGGCACGCAAGAUGUAUUUCAGCCUUGAACACUGGCCCAAAUCAGCUCAUUUGCUACUGCUGGUGUUGUCUACAUUGAUGUGCCGUUUGUUGAUUCUUACUUCUUAUCCAGUUCCAGCCAUGGCCGACGGUGACCAUGGCUACCCGAAGCCGGAGCAGAUGGAGUCACGACUGGUGGUCCUUCUGUGUGGAAUUCCAGGGUGCGGAAAGGAUGUCAUCGGCCGAAGAUGCGCCAGCUCUUUGAAUGGUGCCGCACUCUCCCAGGAUGAACACAAUGGCAAUGCUGUGGCGACCCAAGCAGCCUUGGAGUCCCUGCUGGCUCAAGGACUUUCGCCCAUCUUCAUUCUGCGGAACGGCGUGGAAGUGGGCGACCGGUUGCCCUACGUCGUGGCGGCGCGACGCGCUGGAUAUCGAGUCACAGCUGUUUGGCCGGAGGAGCUUAGCACAACAUCCAGGAGGGCUGCAUUAUUUUUGGCCAGUCUGGCAGGUUGCUAUGGUCGUCUGACUUCUGGAGGCCGAAGUGGCCAUGAAACUCUGACCAUAACUGAUGGACAGCUGGCAAAACCUGCCCAGGUCUGUUUGAACUUUCUACAGAUGUUUCGGGCACCGUCGGCACCAGGAGAAGUAGAUGCAGUUCUGACCUUGCCAUUUCUGCAAUCAGAUGAAUUAGACCUUGGAGAUCUUGGGGACCUGAAGUUGUCUGGUUUUGGAAAGGGAAAGGUGCUACCAGAAGUGGUGCAGGAGGUGUUCGAAGGUGACUUUGAGAAGGCGAAGGAGAAGAUGAUGCGCUGGGGGACCAUGCGUCGGUCCGUGCAAGACAUUGCUGAUCCGCUUACUGAAUGGGCGAAGCAGCAGAUGUCACAGAAACCAUCAGCCAGCACCUUUUCCAUGCCUUCAACGGACACGAAAAAGCUGCAACGCGCGGCAAAGAUUCGCGCAGCCGUCGAACAUCUGGUGUCACCCUACAACCUGAUUGGACCUGGACUGGUCAAGAACCUCCGCAAGAGUAUGCAAGCAGAGUCAGCGACCCGAGAACAGUGA
Cladocopium goreaui is the source of this 2007-nucleotide messenger RNA. NCBI's taxonomy places the organism in Eukaryota, Dinophyceae, Suessiales, Symbiodiniaceae. The record is from the annotation of a GenBank genome assembly.